Indicator indicator is the source of this 2150-nucleotide messenger RNA. RefSeq names its product serine/arginine-rich splicing factor 5-like. The record is from RefSeq and is a predicted model, not a curated record. Gene Ontology annotation, molecular function: mRNA binding. The coding region runs from base 110 to 943 and encodes 277 amino acids. Gene Ontology annotation, cellular component: ribonucleoprotein complex; nucleus; cytoplasm. The transcript is spliced from 8 exons. NCBI's taxonomy places the organism in Eukaryota, Metazoa, Chordata, Aves, Piciformes, Indicatoridae.
GCGGUGUCGGCUUCACGUAGGAAGAAGGCAGCCAUUGCCACAGCAGCCGGGAAGAGCCGUUUCCUCACGGCCUGCAGGAUCCAGCGCUCGGUGACGCAUCAACCUUAAGAUGAGUGGCUGCCGUGUCUUUGUUGGACACUUGAGCUCACGCGCUCGGGAACGGGAUGUGGAGAAAUUCUUCAAAGGAUAUGGACGCAUACGAGAAAUCCAUCUAAAAAAUGGAUUUGGAUUUGUGGAAUUUGAGGACCACAGGGAUGCUGAUGAUGCAAUUUAUGAACUAAAUGGUAAAGAGUUAUGUGACGAAAGGGUUACAAUUGAGCAUGCUCGAGCCCGAAGAGGAAGAGGCAGAUUCCCACAACGGUUCAGUUAUUACCAGUCCCAGAGUGGAUCUAGCCGAUAUGGACCUCCUGUUCGUACUGAACACAGGAUCAUAGUUGAAAACCUUUCAUCCCGUAUCAGCUGGCAGGACUUGAAAGAUGUCAUGAGAAAGGCUGGGGAAGUCACCUAUGUGGAUGCACACAGAAACAACAGGAACGAAGGGGUUGUGGAGUUUGCAUCUUACAGUGAUAUGAAGAGUGCACUGGAAAAAUUGGAUGGUACUGAGCUGAAUGGACGCAGAAUUAAACUGACUGAGGAUCACAGAAGGCAUAGAAGCAGAUCUCGAUCAAGGAGUUACUCAAGAUCUCGCAGCAGGUCCAGGUCUACAGGAUCAUCCAGAUCGGACAGCCGGUCCAGGUCCAGGUCAAGAUCAAGGUCCCGCUCUCGGUCCCGCUCUCGAUCCCGGUCCCGCUCUCGAUCCCGGUCUCGUUCUCGCAGUCGUACGCCUAAAAAGAGUUACUCCCAGAAAAGCCACCGCUCCAGCUUGCUAGCUUCUUCCCCAUCUCCCUCUUCUUCUAAAAGAAAAUCUCGUUCUAGGUCGAGCUCUGCUCAUAGCCGUAGUUAACCGCUCUUAGAGGUGUAUUAACGCAUUUAAUUUGAUUCAAGUUUCCUGAAGACUUGAGACAAAUUAUAGAUGAAAACUGGGAGGGGAAGAGUUAACAUGAUGAAAGGGUAACCUCCUCUUACAUUGCCAAAGUGCCUGUCAUCAAAUAGGCCAUCUCUGUGAGGAGGGGCUGUCAGCUUUCUCCUUCCAGUGAGUCUGGAGUGGGAAGUCUUUUUUUAUUUUUUUCCCCUGCUAUUAGUAAACCUUUCUAUCAUAGAUAUCUUAUGUACACAUAAUGCUGAGGUAAUGGGAUGAGACAAUACGCUGCUUUCUCCCUCUCUUGCCCCCUAUUUUUCCCCUCCAUCUCCAAGGCCUUUGACUUCCAAAAUACUAUGUACGAUAGCUUUUGUCCUUGGUAUUAAGUCUGAGAACAGGAAGCAUAGAUUUUAUUCCUUUGAGGUUCUGUGGCUACUUUUCUGUGUGAGAAUGAAUGGACCAGCUGACUUUAGAGUUCACUUUUAUCCCCCUUGCUUGGCUUAACAGGCUUUUUAAGUUCCAGCUUUAAAUGACCUUGAUAAUAUGCUUAAUUUGUAACAGACUUUCAGGAAUACACAUUGGUUAGUUGAACAUUGCUAAUUUGGAUAGUGAAUCAAUACAGUGUUAAGCAGUAGUGAAAGCUGGAAUUUCCUGUUAAAAUGAGACAUACCAUCCAGAUGUCAGGAUUGUUGGGAAUCCAGUAUAUGUGGUAUUGUAUGUAGAGGCCUUAUUUGACAGGUGACUCCAUAAACUGCACAGAAAUGUCAAUAUGCAUGUCCAUGUUUUUGAUGUUUAUAAAAGUGACAUAGCUUUCAUACCCCAAAGUAUGAUACUGAAUAAUGUGUGUAUGGCUAGUCAUAGUCUUGAUGGAAAGGAAGGUUAUUUUAGUAAUGACAGCAGCAAAAAAAAAAAAAGUCCCAGGAAAAGUUUAGUCAGUUGUGACAGGAAAAAUUAAUCAUGUUAAAGUGUAAAGAGGAUAAUUUCUUAAAAAUCUCCCGAAUGCACAGUUGUUUUGAUUAAUAGAAAUAGAAAUUUACACUGCAGAUACUGUUUGUUCUCAUAAUUUGGAAUUAGAUGAUUUUUUUUAACUUCUGUAUCGUUAAAGAAGGGAAGCGUUUUUGAAAAAGUAUGUAAAUUAAUCCCAAAGUCUUACGUGUGUUUAAAUGUACCAUUCCUAAUAAAAUAAAACCUU